Messenger RNA from Homalodisca vitripennis (glassy-winged sharpshooter), 1159 nucleotides. RefSeq lists its product as uncharacterized. NCBI's taxonomy places the organism in Eukaryota, Metazoa, Arthropoda, Insecta, Hemiptera, Cicadellidae. The coding region runs from base 525 to 965 and encodes 146 amino acids. The transcript has 2 exons. The record is from RefSeq and is a predicted model, not a curated record.
AUACAAUUUUAUUUGAACAUGGAUCAAAUUUGAAAAAUGAUAUUGACUAUAAAAUAUUGUAAUUAUAAAUAGUUUCAAAGUUAAAAAUUAUCUUGAAAAUCAUUCCAAACUUUGACAGUUUUCAGUCUCAAGUCGUACAUGUCAUCAUACUCUUUGGACUCCCAUUCAAAAUUUUCUCUAAUCUUCUCUCUAUCAAACUGAUACUCUAGGAACUCAGGACCAACUUGUUCUAUGAGAUCAUUGGCUUCAAUUUUUAUUUUUGUUUUGUUCUCAUAUGCAUAAUAAACCAUUUCUUUCAUCGCCUGAAUGUAAAGUUUCAUGUAUUCCAGCAUCCGAGGACCUUUGCCUUUAGGAAGUGUUGUGAACAAGUCAAGCAAAGAAUUAUCAAGUCCUCUUAUUUCCUUCAGUACAUUCGACACUGACAUGUUGGUGAAUGGAGAAAACUCAUAGCAACUUCCAAGGUAACAAAACAACAAACAGACAAACAUAACCAGUCAAAAUGGAUAUUGUGUGGUGUGAAGAGGAUGUUUCCUAUAAAGUCAUUGGCAGUUGCAAAUGUGUUCGCCUUUGCAGCUGUCGUGAUGUCCGAGAGCAGCUUGGAGUUGAUGCAAUGCUUGGUCUCAGAAUCACUGAUUCUUGACAAACUUCUCUUCAAGAUGUUGAAUCAUCUUGUGAAGUAUUCUGGCAAAACCAUUCUAGACACCAUUCACCUGUACAACAGCCAUUUGCGAAACCUGACAGAGUUAGUCAAGGCAGACUCUGAUGGUGCACAGCCAUGCCUGGAUAACUUUCUGAGGACCGGCAACCCCAAGUUCCUGGAGGUGGAGCAUAGCGACUUCCAGCUCAAGGUGUGGCUCAGGUGGAAGGAUGAUGAUGUUGCUACCUUCCACUCUCUGUGUGUAAGAGCUUACAACCACUGGGCUGAUCUAAUGUUUCUGCAUCACAACUUUACUACUUUUAUUUGAAACUUUAUUGUCUUUUUAUGUAGAAUAUUCAAGUGUAGAUUCAUGAAACUUUAAAUUUAUAUCACUUAAUGUUUAAGUCUUUUAUUGACGCUUUCAUAAUGAUAAUGUUUUUCUGCCUUUUGUGCUAGUUGUUGUAUUUAACAACAUACUGUCAAUCAAAAAUAUUUUCUAAAAAUAACACUUUAUCCAUCUGU